AUGGGCGUAUGGUUGCUCUAUUGCUGCUUUUAUAGUGUGAUACGCCAUGAAGCCAUGAGAAAGGGCAAAAGGAAGCAACUUGGAAAUAAGAGUCGAGCUCAUCCGUUGAAGACGAAGGCAGAGCAUCAUAUCAUAUUUUCAUAUGAAUUAGAAGCUACAGGUCCUUCCAAAGAUAAGCAGCAAACUCCUGCUGAAAACUCGAGCAAGGAGUCUCCGAAGCGAGAAAACCGGAAACGGCGGCGAACAUCCCAUGAAGAUGAGGAAGACAGCUCCAGCUUGCAGUUCCAGAUUAUCGAAAUGCUUGAUCGAAACAAUAGAAUGCUCGCGACACAGCUCGAAUCGCAGAACAUAAACACCCAACUAGACAGAGAACAGAGGAAGGAUCAGGUGAAUGGCCUUCUUGGUGUUCUGAACAAGCUUGCUGAUGCUCUUGGUAGGAUAGCAGAUAAGUUAUAGUUGAUCAUGGGAGUCCAUUUGAAUGCUCCUGUACAUUUUUGUUUCUGCUCUUUCUCUGCCUUUGGAGUGAUUUGUUCCCUCUAUCUGAAUUUGGCAGACCAUGUCUUGGUUUUAGGUUCUAAGUUAUUGAAGAGUUACAGGAAAUAAUUCUCCAUAUUUAUAUAUAUAUAUAUAUAUAUAGCUAAUUGAAGCAUGGAGUUUUAGAUUUGAAUUUGUAAUCAGAUAUUCAAAUAAAAGUAUAUUAUUGAUUGGCUA
This is a messenger RNA of Dendrobium catenatum, 711 nucleotides long. RefSeq names its product trihelix transcription factor ASR3-like. The coding region runs from base 1 to 456 and encodes 151 amino acids. The transcript is spliced from 2 exons. The record is from RefSeq and is a predicted model, not a curated record. Lineage: Eukaryota; Viridiplantae; Streptophyta; Magnoliopsida; Asparagales; Orchidaceae.